Betta splendens (Siamese fighting fish) is the source of this 2893-nucleotide messenger RNA. It is a transcript of the gene zdhhc1, whose product is annotated as zinc finger DHHC-type containing 1. Gene Ontology annotation, biological process: peptidyl-L-cysteine S-palmitoylation; protein targeting to membrane. Gene Ontology annotation, cellular component: endoplasmic reticulum; Golgi apparatus. Bases 847 to 2502 code for a protein of 551 amino acids. The transcript has 11 exons. NCBI's taxonomy places the organism in Eukaryota, Metazoa, Chordata, Actinopteri, Anabantiformes, Osphronemidae. Gene Ontology annotation, molecular function: protein-cysteine S-palmitoyltransferase activity. The record is from RefSeq and is a predicted model, not a curated record.
CGGUGAACGGUGGGAGGUGGCGUCUGCUAGGCUAACGGGCUAACAGGCUGGGUACCGGAGGAUGAAUCACCAGCUGCCAUUAAUCAUUUACCAUUUGCUGAAAAUUACACGUUAAAGCUGCCGCUGGAAACGCGGACCACGUUUCUCGGCGCAUCCGAGCCAGUGCAGCAUCAACUGGGCCGAAGAAGGAGCGAGCCGCCGUUAGCGCAUUAGCAACCAGCCACUUCCACCGGGAUAAUCUGAAUAUUAGCCCGAUGUAGGCGUCAUCCCCGGGGCGCUCGGUGCGGUCAUGUAGUCGCUUAGCACCGAGCUAGCUCCGCUGGCCGGAGGACGGGAUGGAUGUGAGUUAACUGCGGAUCUGGGAAGGUCUAGCCCGGUGCUGGAGCGGAGGGACCGGUGGGAGCGGAGGGCCCGUUAUCCCAAACUAACCGGGCGAGCAGCGGGUCGGCAGCCGCAGAUGCUGCCCGACCGACCGCCACACGGGCGACAUCAGCGUGACUGCGCCUGGUGAGGGAGGCUCAUCAUACAAAAGCAGCUCAUUUCCCAGUUUUCUUUUCUAUUGAUUUCGCCACAGACUAAUUGAAAAGGAGUCUUCACCUAAUUGUGUAAUGAACUUAUUGAUGACACAAAUUCUGGACACCUAGAAGUUGAGUCAGUUCGACCCAGAAGGACGACGUCCGGAUGCGCUGACCCAACUUCCAAACAAUCUCACCUGGAUGACUGGGAAUCUUCACCGGUCAAGGCGUGGAGGCAAUUCCCCAUGAUGUGUGACAGACGGGCGUGUUGAAUAUGCAGCAGAUACGUCGCUUUGUGCUGGUGGAUGCAGCAUCAACGCGUCUGUAAACUAUGGAUGUUUGCAGCAAGAACCAGAACCGCACGGUGCCGGUCAGCGAUGACGGUCCACACCGAGCCGAUGUGCCGCUCUGCUCUCGGACCAACGGCUGGACGUGGCCCCCCCACCCCUUCCAGCUGCUGGCCUGGCUGCUCUACGUCUACUUUGCCAUCACUGGCUUUGGUGUGUUUGUGCCUCUGCUGCCGGCCCAUUGGAUUCCUGCAGGAUAUAUUUGCACGGGAAUCAUGUUCGUCUGUCACCUGUGUGUGCACGUCAUGGCCGUGUCCGUCGACCCAGCCGACUACAACGUCAGAACCAAGAGCGACAAGGGUCCAAUACCAGUGUUCGACCGCUCUAAACACACACACGUCAUCGAGAACUGCCACUGCUACCUGUGCCAGGUGGACGUGGGCCCGAAGUCGAAGCACUGCAGCGCCUGUAACAAGUGUGUGGAGAACUUCGAUCAUCACUGUCGCUGGCUCAAUAACUGUGUGGGCAGGAGGAACUACAAGUUCUUCCUCCACAGUGUUAUCUCUGCGCUGGUGGGGGUCUGCCUAGUCCUGGUCGUUGCCUCUUACGUCUUUAUCGAGUUCUUUCUGGACCCGUCCAAACUCCGCACUGACAAACACUUCCUGGUGAGGAACGACACAGGGGUGUGGUUUGUCUUCCUGCCUGUGGCUCCUCUCACGGCGGCAGCUGCAGUGAUUCCUGCUCUGGCUGCCAUCACCGUUACUCUGGGUCUGCUGUCGUCUGUGCUACUCUGUCACCUGCUCUGCUUCCACAUCUACCUGAUGUGGAACAGACUCAGUACAUAUGAAUACAUUGUGCGGCAGCGUCACCGUCUGGACAGAGACUCCCGGAAACCAGGAUCGGGGAGGAACACUACAGCUCCUUCAGUCAUCAAGGAGGUGAACUACUCAGGGACUCUGGGUUAUACCAACCCUCAGCUAGACGUCGAGGAGCCCAUUGCUGUGAGGGAAGAGGCGGACUACCUGGCUAACGGCGGAGUGAGACCACUGUCCAGCCCCGUCAGGGAGGAGCAAGCUGCAGCUAGUGUCGCAGAGCCCAAAGCAGGAGCACACACACACCAGCGUCCACAGAAGAAGAAGAAGAAGAAGAAGAAGGUCUGGAAAGUUCCAGCAGAGGUGGAGAGAGGUCACGGCCAGAGUGCAGUGCUGCCUCCCGCAGGGCCAAGCAGCAUGUCCACUGUGUCCCUGGGCCAGCGACUUCCUUUUCCAGCAUUCCCUCUGAGGGCCUCUUUGCCUCCUUUGGCCCCGGGCCCCAUCCAGGCUGCUGGCCCUCCUGCUGAGUACCACUCUGACUCUGCAGAAUCUUUGGAGGAGAUCCCGGUGGCUUUGGCUAAACUCGGCUCCUCGUCCUCUGCCGCUGUUGAUGUGUCCUCACACAGAACUGUCCCUUCGUUUCCCCUACCGUCCCCCCAGCCCAGGACUAAGAGGAAGGCUUCUUCCUUCCGCACCAAUAAAAGCAUGGAGCUGAAGUUUGAGAUGGCCUCCACUCAGCCUCCUACUGUGUUCGUCAGCCGGGCCAGUGGGGAGGAGGCCAUAAGUCUGGGUAGGAGGAUCAACUCUCAACUCUGCUCCAAGUCCGGGUCCAGACCAGCAUCUCGGGGGUCACUGAGUUCAGGUGCAGCCUCAUGGACAGAGCAGUGACCGGAGUCUUUGCAGCUGUACAAUAACUUUUAGUUUUCUUUGUUUUUUAAUUUGUUUUGCCAAAGCUCAAAUCGUGCCUGUGCUCAGUCUUUAUAGUUUUAGCUUCUGGUCUCCAUAUCUUUUUUUUUACGUUGAGCUGCUGCCUUCUCCUGUGUCCACCUUCACAUGUUAAUACUUUAACAUGAUAAACAGCUGACAUCUGAGCUGAUCAUCAUUAUCUUCAUUUUAUUAUUUUAUCAUUUUUUGUUCAAAUUAAACAAACUGUGGUUUUCGGGUGGCCCCCAUUUUUCUAGUCUAAACUAAACCAAUCUCAGUGUGUGACAAUGAGAGAAAAGGAUUCAGCUGAAUGUUCACAUAAGACUCUGAACAAUAAAUAUAAGAAGAAACAUCA